Messenger RNA from Coffea arabica (coffee), 1714 nucleotides. RefSeq lists its product as uncharacterized. The record is from RefSeq and is a predicted model, not a curated record. NCBI's taxonomy places the organism in Eukaryota, Viridiplantae, Streptophyta, Magnoliopsida, Gentianales, Rubiaceae.
AAAGUACAACUCUUUCAUAUUACCUUUCCCUACCUUUCAUCUUUGAAUUUUAUACUCCAAUAAUUCUGGGUCUUUGGUGGAAGUUCACUAUUUCCGCUGACAAAACUUUUUAGUAAAGGGAUAUGAUGGGGUGGAAUUUUGAGCUCUGUUUGUCUUGUUUCAAUAAGGGAAAGAAAGAAGGCCAAUUUGAGGAAUAAAAGUUUUUCUUUUUCUUUUUAUUUAUUACUAUUGUUCUUAGCUUUUCUCUCUGUAUAAUCAAGAACCUAUGUCAGUUAAGACUUUAAUUGCGUACCUCUCACUUUUCUUUUAUUGUGGGUAGGAAUCUUUUUGUUUGCUUUUAGUCUAAGCAAGGCAAUAAAGUGUGUGAAGUGAACAGAAAACUUGGGAUCUUUUUGUUUGUUUGGCUUUGCUUGUGUACUGCGAAGUUUCGAGUGUUUGUUGUUCACGGUACUAUAUUUGUUUCCCAUACGUAUUUCCUAUUGCUUUAGCUUUAGGAUCAAAGGUUAACGCUAGUGGAAGAUUGGUAGAAAUGAGUAGUAGAUGUUGUUUAUGGAUUCAAUUUGAGGCUUGCCUCAGAAGGAAGCCUCUUUUUUCUUUGUGCUUGUAUAUUGGAGGUUAUUUUCAAGCUCUUACUGGUUUUAUGAUGGGAAAGCUGAAAGAGAAAUGCAGAGCCCUCUUCAGUAGCAGAGGUUGUUUUGGAUGUUGUACUAAGCCGCCACAUAUAAUAUCUGUGGAUGAGCCAUCCAAGGGGCUUAAAAUUCAAGGUCAUCGGGUAAAAAGACCCAGCAUAAAAGAGGAUUUUUGGAGUAGCAGCACAUAUGAAAUGGAGAAUAGUGCAUUUCCAUCGCAAAGAAGUGUUUCUUCAAUUAGCACUUCGAAUCUGACUCUUGACCAGCAGGGUACCAGCAGCAGCACUAGCAACCCUACUGAGUUUGUAAAUCAUGGACUUUUUCUUUGGAAUCAGACAAGGCAGCUGUGGAUUGGAGACAAGGAGUCCAAAAGACCCAAGCAACCUCAAGAGCCCAAAUUAGGGUGGAAUGCAACUUACGAGAGUCUGCUUGGUACCAAUAAACCUUUUCCUCAGCCCAUCCCUCUACCAGAAGUGGUAGAUUUUCUUGUUGAUAUUUGGGAGCAGGAGGGACUGUACGAUUGAGUUGUCAUUAGAUGAGAUACAUUUGUCGACUCUCAUUAUUCCUUUGUUAUUGUAACUUGCAUGAAAUUUUACCAAAGAUGUCCAAAUGUUUACACCGACAUAUGGAGCAACCAAGUUGGUGUGCUCUCUGUCCUUGCUGAUAGUGAUGAUUGAUGGUAUUCAGUCAUGCAGCAAAUGGUCUUCCUUUGUUAUUGUUGCUCCUUGCUGCAUCAGGACCUUGUUGCUAGUCAAUUAUUGGGAACAUUCUCCACUAAGUGCCCACGUCUGCUUUGCAAGCUCUCUUUAAGAGGAUUUAUGCGAAGCAGAUUCCUGCUCCACAGCUGUUCAAGAAUCCCAAAAGUUUGAUCUGGACUACCUUUCCUAAUGCUACCGGACAAUUAGUUUCCCGGGGUACACUGCACAUCUUUUUCCUAUUGCAAAAUAUCUAGCUUCUGAUGAAACUACAACAGCUAGAUGGUUCAAUGCACAAACACAAACAAGUAAAAGGGGUAUGGAACCUAUCCCUAUCUCUUUUUUUUUCCUCCUCAAAAAUCAAUUCAAACAUCAAAAAUCUUAUCUUUG